Messenger RNA from Juglans microcarpa x Juglans regia, 2469 nucleotides. RefSeq names its product ATP-dependent zinc metalloprotease FTSH 6, chloroplastic. Gene Ontology annotation, molecular function: zinc ion binding; ATP hydrolysis activity; ATP binding. Gene Ontology annotation, cellular component: chloroplast thylakoid; membrane. NCBI's taxonomy places the organism in Eukaryota, Viridiplantae, Streptophyta, Magnoliopsida, Fagales, Juglandaceae. The record is from RefSeq and is a predicted model, not a curated record. Gene Ontology annotation, biological process: proteolysis.
AUCUGCGCAACAUCUGCAUAGAAAUUUCAAGAAUUCCAUCUCUUUCUUACUCUGUUUCAGCUGCAAAAUCACCUAACAGCACCAUUCUAGAUCCUUCAUGAAUCAAAUGGAAAAUCAGACGACAAGUGCCACUCAAAAACAGGCCAAAUGGAAGCGCUGGAAACCUCCCUUUAUCUCCUUUAUUUAUACACCUCUUCGACAUUCCCCCGAAACUAAAAUCAAACAACCAUUUGCUUAAACCAGAGAAUAAAAAAAAGAAGACAGUCUUAAACUUGUGUACUGCCCGAUACAGCGCCUAUUUUGAUCAUAGAAAAUGUCACCAGCUCUAUCUUUAUCUCUUUCACCCCCAAUCUGCAAAUCUCGGGACCAUUCAAAGGACAACCACCUUCCCAAAAGUACUUGUAGAGAAAACCCAUGUUACAAAACACCUUCAGACAUUAAGCUCACCAAGAGAAAGCUAUUAAAUUCCUUUGCUUUGGGGUUUAUAGGGGCAGGCAUCUCCAUUUCUCAGCCCGCAAGAGCUGAGCCGGGGAGCCCUGUUGAAUCCACUUCAAGUAGAAUGUCAUAUUCGAGAUUUUUGCAGUAUCUGGAUGAAGGUGCUGUAAGGAAGGUGGAUCUGUUUGAGAAUGGCGCUGUUGCGAUCGCCGAGAUUUUCAACCCAGCACUAGACAAAAUCCAGAGGGUCAAAAUUCAGUUACCCGGAUUGCCACCAGAAUUGCUGAGGAAAAUGAAAGAGAAGAAUGUAGACUUUGCAGCUCAACCAAUGGAAGUAACUUUGCCAGCAGUACUCGAUUUGUUGGGGAAUUUGGCUUUUCCAUUGAUAUUGAUUGGCUCUUUACUUCUUAGAUCAUCAUCUACAAACACUCCAGGUGGCCCUAACUUGCCAUUUGGACUCGGAAGAAGCAAAGCCAAAUUUCAAAUGGAACCCAACACCGGAGUGACAUUCGAAGAUGUUGCUGGCGUUGACGAAGCAAAGCCAGAUUUCCAAGAGAUUGUCGAGUUCUUAAAAACCCCAGAAAAGUUUGCCGCAGUUGGAGCCAGAAUUCCCAAAGGAGUUCUUUUGGUUGGGCCACCUGGUUCUGGAAAGACGUUGCUGGCCAGGGCGAUUGCUGGAGAAGCAGCGGUUCCUUUCUUUUCUCUAUCUGGGUCAGAGUUCAUUGAGAUGUUUGUUGGUGUAGGGGCUUCAAGAGUGAGGGACUUAUUCAACAAAGCGAAGGCCAAUUCGCCAUGCUUAGUGUUCAUUGAUGAGAUAGAUGCUGUAGGGAGGCAGAGAGGAACAGGUAUUGGCGGAGGAAACGAUGAGAGGGAACAAACACUGAAUCAGUUGCUUACCGAAAUGGAUGGCUUCAGUGGGAAUAGUGGAGUGAUUGUUAUCGCUGCUACCAAUCGACCGGAAAUUCUUGAUUCGGCUUUGCUUAGGCCGGGGAGGUUCGACAGACAGGUCACUGUUGGAUUACCGGAUGUGAGAGGGAGGGAAGAAAUAUUAAAGGUGCAUAGCAACAACAAGAAAAUUGAUAAGGAUGUCUCUCUCAGCGUUGUUGCCCUAAACCCAGGGUUCAGCGGAGCAGACCUUGCAAACCUCAUGAACGAAGCUGCCAUUCUAGCCGGUAGGAGAGGCAAGGAAAAAAUUACAAUGAAAGAGAUUGACGACUCCAUUGAUCGGAUUGUCGCAGGAAUGGAGGGAACCAAAAUGACAGAUGGGAAGAGCAAAAUUCUUGUGGCUUAUCAUGAAAUAGGGCACGCUGUGUGCGCGACGUUGACUCCAGGCCAUGACCCAGUGCAGAAAGUGACUCUGAUCCCAAGGGGUCAAGCCCGUGGUCUAACUUGGUUCAUGCCUGGUGAAGAUCCUGCACUCAUCUCUAAGCAACAACUAUUUGCUAGAAUAGUUGGAGGUCUUGGAGGUCGCGCGGCUGAGGAAGUGAUUUUUGGAGAAUCGGAAAUUACUACAGGUGCAGCUGGAGACUUGCAACAAAUUACUCAGAUAGCAAGACAGAUGGUAACUUCGUUUGGCAUGUCCGAGAUUGGGCCAUGGGCAUUGACCGAUCCAGCAGUGCAAAGCAGCGAUGUGGUACUAAGGAUGCUAGCUCGAAACUCCAUGUCGGAAAAGCUUGCAGAGGACAUAGAUUCCUCUAUACGAAACAUAAUAGAAAGUGCAUACAAGAUUGCAAAGAAUCACAUUAGAAAUAACCGUGAGGCUAUUGAUAAACUAGUGGACGUGCUGUUGGAGAAGGAAACUCUCGCGGGAGAUGAAUUCAGGGCAAUCCUGUCCGAAUUUACUGAUAUCUCUUCAAUUGAGACUCAUGUCCGGGAGAUGAUCGAAGUCUAGGGAAGCUCAGUGUAAAUGUACAGUGAUCAAGACAUUUGAAAUCUCAACCAUACUCAUGUCAAGGAGGGAUACAAAGCUAAAUAGAUCUGUAGAUACAAGAACCUACUUGCAUGUAAUCUGCUAAAUGAAUCCAUGUUCCCAAC